Molecule: messenger RNA, 1704 nt
Organism: Hyaloscypha bicolor E
Lineage: Eukaryota; Fungi; Ascomycota; Leotiomycetes; Helotiales; Hyaloscyphaceae
Product: cytochrome P450
Exons: 10
Coding region: 1-1704 (567 amino acids)
Molecular function (GO): monooxygenase activity; oxidoreductase activity, acting on paired donors, with incorporation or reduction of molecular oxygen; heme binding
Source: RefSeq, a predicted model, not a curated record
AUGAACUCAUCUGCCGAGGCCCUUCUCAACCGAAAUGGCAGCUGGGUUUUGGCCGUCGUAGCAGGAGGUGUGGUGAUAUUGCUCGCCGUGGGUUUGUACUCGCAAGGUUCAAGGUCGAAGUAUCCGGUCCCACCAGGACCUAAAGGAUCUCCCAUCAUUGGCAAUCUUCGACAGGUGCCAGCGGAGAGAUCGGAUUUACAGUUCGCAAAAUGGUCCAAAGAAUUCAGUGAGUUCGUUCAAGUCUUAGAUUUGGCCUUGGCAGCGAAGCACGUUAUUUCUAAUGCAUAUCCAGAGUCCGACAUCAUCUAUGUCAAUCUCCUCGGACAACCAGUCAUCGUCCUAAACAGCGUGAAAUCGGCUGUUGAUCUCCUUGACAAAAAAGGGGCAAUUUACAGUGAUAGACCGCGUUUUGUCCUGCUGGAAGCGUAUUGCAAUACCUGCCCCUCUUUCAAAAAUCAAAAAAGCCUGCUAAUUAGUAUUUCUAGCCUCGGUUUUAAGAAUAACGUGGCCCUUAUUCGUGAUGGUGCCCAAUUCCGCAAGCUCCGGAAACCAUACGGUAGUUUUCUCUCCGCACGUAGCAGCUUGGGGUAUCGAGAUGCCCAACUGAAGCAUGCUCGCGAGAUGGCAGACGAAAUUGAGAAAUGCCCAGAGAAGUGGCAAAGUUACCUCUCAAGAUUCGCGACUCGAGUAAUCUUCAGUGUAGCUUUUGCCAUUGACGUUGUAGAUGAGGAUGAUCCUUAUUUCAAAUUAGCGGAUAAGAUGGGGUGGAUUGUCGGCAAUAUGGGAAAUAAUGGGAUCACUAUUUUGGAUAUCGCGCCCUGGGUCGAGCAUAUCCCACGCUGGGUGGGGAAGUUCAUUCCUUCCGUUAAGUACGUCCACGAUCAUACCCCUGCCAUUGAGGAACUCCACCAGCGACCGUUCGACGCAGUGAUGAGAAGUUUCAAAGCUGGAACAAUGGAGCCGUCAUUCUUGGGACGCUUGAUCGAGGCAAGAGAAACGCACGACGCGGGCGAGGAGGAGGAGGAGGAGGAGGAAGAAGAUGAUAUUAAGAGCUUCACAGAUGGCGAACUCAGGGGGACUGGUGGAUCGUUGUACUCAGCCGGACAGGAAACAACUUACUCGGCUGAGACGAUAUUUGUUAUGGCAAUGGUACUAACCCCCGACGUGCAGAUUCGGGCGCAGAAAGAGAUCGAUGCUGCGACUAGAGGGAUACGACUGCCUACUUUUAGCGACUGGAAAACGUUACCGAUUGUGGAGAGGAUAGUCUACGAGACUUUGAGAUUACACCCCCCUCUUCCAAAUGGGGUUCCGCACAAAACUUUGAAAGAAGAUGUAUAUCGUGACAUGUACAUUCCAAAGGGUUCGAUGGUGAUAGCUAAUGCCUGGGCAAUGCUCCACGAUCCAGAUAUUUACAAAGAUCCUUUCAAAUUCAACCCAGAUCGUUUCCUACCAGUUUCAGAAAGUGGUGGUGGUGAGCCAAUCCCCGUGGGUCAUUUUGGGUUUGGUCGAAGAGUCUGCCCAGGCCAAUAUCUCGCAUUCGCCAGUGUCUGGAUAGUCGUUGCAACGAUACUUGCAAAAUUCAAUAUCACGCCGGCGAAGGAUAAGGAUGGGGAAGAUAUCAUGCCCAAAAUGGAGUUCUCGACCGGCAUUACUAGUCAUCCAGUACCGUUCCCUUGCAACUUCACACCCAGAAACUGCUUGUAA